UGGGGUGACUGCUGCCCCCCAAAUCCCAACCCUCCGUCGUCGUCGGCCGUCUGGAAGGACCGUCAUCAGGACAUGCCUCCGGUACCCGUGUGAGGCUGUCCCCCACUACUUCGUGAUUGUACCCCGCGGGGUCUUCAGAGGUAUCCGAAUCUCCCAAAAUCGGAUCGACCGGACUUGCGUCUCCGCCAGUUCGAGUUCACGCAAGUGGACCCGUACUCACCGAAGAUGAUCAACUUCGCCGGUAUCGUGUCAAUCGUCCUGUUCUACGUUCUGAUCCUAGCUGUUGGAAUAUGGGCGGCAAGGAAGAAGGAAGCUGGGAACGACUCGGAGGAGGAGGUGAUGCUUGCCGGCCGUUCGAUCGGCCUUUUCGUAGGGAUAUUCACGAUGACGGCGACCUGGGUCGGCGGUGGAUACAUCAACGGCACCGCAGAAGCUAUCUACACGAGGGGUCUGGUGUGGUGUCAGGCUCCUUUCGGAUACGCGCUCAGCCUCGUUUUCGGUGGAAUAUUCUUCGCGAACAAAAUGCGAGAACAGGGGUACAUCACGAUGUUAGAUCCUCUUCAAGACGCGUUCGGCGAACGUAUGGGAGGUCUUCUUUUUCUUCCUGCGCUCUGCGGUGAGGUGUUCUGGGCCGCUGGCAUCCUUGCAGCUCUGGGCGCGACGCUGGCAGUCAUCAUCGACAUGAAUCAGAGUGCCUCGGUCAUUUUGAGCGCCUGUAUCGCAGUUUUCUACACGCUAUUCGGUGGUCUUUACUCCGUCGCUUAUACCGAUGUUAUUCAACUUUUUUGCAUCUUCAUAGGAUUGUGGAUGUGCAUUCCAUUCGCUUGGACCAAUCCAAAGGUACAAUCUCUCAAGUCUAUGGAGGUGGAUUGGAUAGGUGAAGUGAAGCCCGGGGAAUAUUGGUCUUACGUGGAUUAUGGUCUUUUGUUGAUAUUCGGUGGUAUCCCUUGGCAAGUGUAUUUUCAACGUGUCCUGUCCUCAAAAACUGCUGGAAGAGCGCAAGUGUUGAGCUACGUAGCUGCGAUAGGGUGCAUCAUCAUGGCCAUACCACCUGUCCUGAUUGGCGCGAUCGCCAAAGCAACGCCUUGGAACGAGACAGGGUACACAGGCCCGUAUCCCUUCACCGAGGCAGAGACAAGCAUGAUUCUGCCAAUGGUCUUGCAGUAUUUGACGCCAGAUUUCGUUUCCUUUUUCGGGUUAGGGGCAGUGUCAGCGGCGGUGAUGUCCUCGGCGGACAGUAGCAUCCUUUCGGCUAGUUCCAUGUUCGCCAGAAACGUUUAUAAAUUGAUCUUCCGCCAGAGGGCGUCGGAAAUGGAGAUCAUCUGGGUGAUGAGAGUGGGGAUAGGCGUGGUCGGGGUGCUAAGCACGGUGAUGGCGUUGACGAUACCCUCGAUCUACGGCCUCUGGUCCAUGUGCUCGGACCUCGUCUACGUGAUCCUGUUCCCCCAGCUGUUGAUGGUGGUCCACUUCAAAGAAUACUGCAACACCUACGGCAGCCUGGCCGCUUACAUAAUAGCGUUCGUCGUUAGGAUCAGCGGUGGCGAGCCCCUGAUGGGCCUCCCCGCCCUUAUCCACUAUCCGGGCUACGACGAGGAGACGAACACGCAAGCGUUCCCCUUCAGAACGAUGGCCAUGCUGAUGUCCUUGGUGACGCUGAUAGGCGUCUCGUACGGCACCCAGGUGGCCUUCCUUACCGGCAGGCUCGCGCCCGGCUACGAUUUCUUCAGGUGCGUGGUCAACAUACCGGAGGACGUCGAGAGGGUCGGCCCGGACCCGGCCGAGGGCGAGCAGAUGGCCGUGCUUGCAGCCGGUAUAGGCAGGCUGUACGGAAGCAAGGACGAAUCGAACGGCCGAGUGAAUCCUGCGCUCGAGCCGGACUACGACAUGGAGCCGGGAUGCGACAAGGCGGCCGGGGAACCGGAAGCUGUUGUCGGCGGGGGUGGCGGCGGCGGGGGUGGGGCGCACCUCGUGCCCCAUGGCCCGAACGUGCCGCGACAGCCGCAAUCCAGCACCGCGUUCUAAUCCCUGGUUCCGUGUUCGGAUGCUGUGACCAACAAUAAGUGCGGCGGCGCAGGUCUGUUUUCUUUUUUCUUACCUUUCUCCCCGUCGUUUUUGUUUUAUUAUUCUCCUCUUUGUCGAUUUUAACCUGAUUGAUCUCGCUCCUCAAAUCGUUUCGUUUCUCGAAACAGAAUAUAUUUUAAAAAAUUGGAAUCGCGUUAAGGAAUGGAAGAAAUAUUCGCGUGGAAAUAAUUAUCCCCUCCCCUCACGUCCACGAAGCUGCGAAAUAUAUAUAUAUAUAUGCCAAUAUCUGCUCCAAGCUCUUCUACGAAUUUUCCUUUCGUAAUUAAACGUAAUUUACACGUAAGUGAUCACGUAAGUGGCUCAUGUACCUGCGUUCGAAGAUGCUGAUUCGUCCUCUUCAGAAACGAAGGCGAAAUGACUGGAAAAAAGAAGUGCGAAGGAGGAUGAACGAAAAAGGGAAAUGUGCAAUACUCGAGAGAGAGAGAGGUCGGAGCUUCUUGGACAGUUUGGCGAGGUUUCGUUGUCCCCUGUGCCGCCAAUUAGGCCUAGUGAUCUGUUUCCUUUUUUUCGAGAAAUAUAAUAUAUAUAUAUAUAUACACACGCAUGCGUAUAUAUACGCAAUUACGAGUGCGUGAACACGGUAAUCGCGCAUAUACACGUAUAUGCCAUGUAUUUAGAGUUUAUCGAAUUGCUUGAGAAAACUAACGUCUUGAUGCACGACCGAUCCGUCCCUCCCCCCCUCUUCCCCCGUUUAUCACGAAGCAUAUUUUAGAGAAUUAAAGUAAUAAAGAGAUUAAAUAAACAAGCUCGACGAGUAUCUCGUUAAAUCGUGGCGAGCGGCUAUAGGAUAUUAUAGGGAUUUAUAUAAAUUAAUGUUACAUAUCGAGUUUUCUAGAAUGUGUUUUUAACGAUUGUUAGAUUCAUUGUUGUCAUUUAACCCUCUUCCAUUGCAAGGCUCGACGGAACCAUCUUCUUCAUCGUCCCUCAUCGCACCGUGUUAAAUGUCGCAACCCCAUUUUAUUAUUCGAGUCUCGGUGUUGGAAGGGUUAGAGUAAAAGCGAGAGGGAAAAAGAAGGUAAGAUGGACGAAUAAACGUUUAGAGGCUUUUUUGUACUUGCGAUCGAUCGUUCUUCCCUUGCUUGGUAAAGGAAGUAAAGGCGACGUAGGCGCCGUUGUUCACAUUAUCACGUGGCCGCUCGUCCAGGCUGUUCGAGAUUUUUCUCCUGACUCGCGCAUGCUUUCCGAGGAGGAGAAUUUUCAUUCGAGAUUCGACGAAUUUUCUUGUACCCUUGAGAAGAAUCAACAAUUGGUUUUCACUCUCAGCCACAUAAAUUUUUCAUGGACAAAAAUAUAGAAUCUUUGUACAAAUAUUGCUUCGACAAACGUUCCAUCGCGAACACGAUGCGCGAGUCAGCGUGAGAGAUCAAGAUUCACGGACGAAUCGGUUGUUGCACGGAUUCGUUGUGUUUAUUAUAUAGUAUAUAUACAUAUAUAUAUAUAUACACACACACAUUGUACGAUAUAAUUGACAUUAUCGGCAUUAAAGCGAGACGAGUGAUUUCUCAUACACGUACAUGCGUACAUACAUACACACACGUACAUACAAGAAGACUAAAACUCGUAGUUUUUAACUAACGCGAAAGAUACGAAUGCUGUUGUUGGUUUCGAAAAAUUGGUUUAUCAAAGUAGAUACUUAUGUACCUAUAUCGCCUAUUAGUAGUGGUGUAUUUACUGCUCGUCGCAUAGAGUUGCUCAUCCCAUCGUUUACCAAAAAGGAAAAAGAAAAAAAAAAAAUAUACAAGAGAGAUUGUAAGAGAGAGAAAUCGAAGCGUUAAUCGAGUAGUAGUAGAGCCUACUAUUCGAUCUCCGAAUUAUAUUUCUCUCGUUCGCGAAUGAAUCGAAAAAAUCACCUACCGUUUUCGUUAAUAUCUAUCCAUGGAUGAAUCUAGAAAGAAUGUAUAAAAGUAAAUUAUUGCCGUUUGACGAUAUCGUACGGAAAAAGAAAAUUUUUUCUUAUUGAACCAUUUUUCGUUUCUCUAAAUAUUAGUUAAGAGACUAAUAACCUCGAAGAAUUACUUUUCUUAAAAUUCUCAUCUCGUUUAUUGUUCAUCGUUCUUCUUCGCGAAUUAAUACGUCGUCAUCAGAUUCAUAAAUAAAUCGUGAAAUUAAAAGGAACGCGUUGUUUUGUCGUUCAACUUGUCAGAACUCGUGAGAAAUAUGUGCAGAUAAGCGAGCUUUUUAAAGGAAACGGAAGUGGCGUCUUGUUAACCGAGGCGUCUCAGCACGACGGUGAAAUUACGGUGUUCGGACAGAUACGAGGAAUCUCAUGAAUCACGCGUACGCCUCGCGCGUGCACGAACCCAUCUUCCUCUUCUAUAUGUGUUGUUAUUCGAUCGCGGUUGUUAUAAAAGACUUUCACUCGAUGAUAUCGAGUCUGCGUCUGAGAAAUUAUUAACAUUUCCACGCGCAAAAAAAAAAAAAAAAAAACAAUAUUUUAUAGCGAACAAUUAUUCUUUCUUUUUAUAUAUAUACAUGUAUAUAAUGAAAAGUAGAGCUAGACGAUCGUAAAACGCUUCUUUGAUGAGAGAAAUUGCUCGAUGGAAAAAUUCUCGGCGAUGCGAGGGAUAAUAAAAAGAAGAAACACGUUGAAAAAUUCGAGGAUACAUUUAAUAUCGAAGAAGAAGUAUAUAAAUUACCAGUUUUUAUACGGAUUGUGAAAUUAUUUCUUUUAUUCCCGCGAACGAUCGAAAGUUUUAUUUUGCUUUCACUCACUUGUUCUGUAUUUUCAGAAAUAAAAAUUGGAGAUAUUUCUCAAAGAGAAGUGACAAGUUAACGAUUCAAGCGUCUAAUAAAAAGAAAAAAAAAAUAAUUCCUUUAUCUUCGGUCGAUUCGAUACCAUCCUUCGUCGUGUGUCGUAUAUAUAUCAUCACAUAUAUAUAUAUUGGGGAGAUAAAACAGUUAUCUCGUGUAAUAUGCGAACAAAUAUUGUUGCGUAGAUGCAUCCGUGCGAUAAAGCAUCCGUUAUUAUUCGUAGUGGCGUAAAUGUUAAUUAUGAGAGAGAGAAGCAACGGCCACACAACGGUUACUAUACAUAUCAAAUAUCGUGCAUUGUAACGAUGUAACGGGAAACCUAUAUCAUGAUGCGUGCUCUACAUACACAUAUUUAGGUAUAAAACAUUAGAUAAGAUAAGGGACUACGUAAGACAGAAAAAAAAAGAUGAUAAAAAUAUAUAUAUAUAUAUAUAAGAUAUGUAUAUACGUAUUAUAUAUAUAUACAAAACGUGGUUAUAUCCUCUCGCAGAAAAAGGGAUCGAUGGGGUUCGAAGCUUCGAGGAAUUAGGAGGAUCCUCUCUAAUUUUCACUUUUUUUUUCUUUUUUUUCCAUCGAACGAGCAUCCUCCUAAUUACUAAUUUAAUAACCGAGCGAUUUAAUAACCAGGAUCGAGAAAGAUCUCGUGUAUCGUGGAAAAAGAAAAAAAUUGCGAGCAAUGAACAAGGCUGCCUGAACGCCGAAUACAAAAAAAAAAUGGCUGAAAUCGAAACUGAUCGAUGGGUGCGAAACUAAUAAUUUAACAAUCCGGUGUUAUGGAGCUCAAUGCUCCACCGCUUUGAAAUCGCGAAACCUAAUGUUAAUUGUACACCUAUUUCGUCCUAUCUCGCAAGCCUGGGACGCCUUUAUUAUAUAUAUAUAUAUAUAUAUAUUUCUAUAUAUAUAUAUAUAUAUAGAAAGAGAGAAUAUUAUACUAUGUGUAAAAGAAAAAAGUAAAAAAAAAGUAAAAGAAAAAAAAAACGCCCGACUUCACCCCCAUAAGAGCAUAUCCAUGUAUAUGUAUUACGAAAGCGUUACCGGUAUAUUGUAUUAUACGACAUAUUAUACGUGUAUAAUUGAGAAACUGAACGCGAUGUUGAUUGUAAAUGUUAAAAAUAAACAGUGUAUAAAAACACAAGA
This is a messenger RNA of Apis cerana (Asiatic honeybee), 5970 nucleotides long. It is a transcript of the gene ChT, whose product is annotated as choline transporter. Gene Ontology annotation, molecular function: choline:sodium symporter activity. The record is from RefSeq and is a predicted model, not a curated record. NCBI's taxonomy places the organism in Eukaryota, Metazoa, Arthropoda, Insecta, Hymenoptera, Apidae. Gene Ontology annotation, cellular component: plasma membrane. Gene Ontology annotation, biological process: transmembrane transport; acetylcholine biosynthetic process; choline transport.